GCAUACAUAUCUGGUUUAAAAAUGUGUAUUUGUUAAUAUCAAAGUAAGUCUUCCAAAUCUGAAGUUCGCAGUAGGUCCUGGCAGUCAAAACUGAAAUUGAAUUGGAUGUGGUUGUGACUCCGACCCUCUGACGUCUUGCAGAUAUUAAUUUGAAAUGCCUCCUGUUGAAGUGAGCAUACGCCAAGGAGUUGCGUUUUUGGGCUUGUAUGUGCUGCUCCUGGCUGCUUUGGUGCGUCCCCAGAUGAACUUCAGCAUAUUCGUGGACUCGUUCUUCCUGCAGGUCAAUCACUCGGUGGUAAUGGUGCUGAGCUACCGGUUUGAUUCCUAUAUGGCGAUGGCCGCCGCACCACUCAGUGCCGUUACGGUGUUUGCCCUUUCCAAGUGGAACGAACGUUGCGAGAAUCCCUCCUCCAGGAAGCUAGUGAUCAUGGGCGUGACAUGCUUGUAUGUCUUGGUGCUGGUGGCCAAUGUCCUGGCCAAUGGAAUAGUGGUUCAGCAGGCGUUGAUCCGCUUCGAUCAAUGUCCGUAUCGGGCGUGGUAUAUGUACAGCCAGAUGGCCAUGUCCUUUAUCAAAUCCUCGAUUGCAGAAGUCCAGGAAGUUUUCACCGGACGGCCUCAACGUCGGUCCCGACUUAUAUAUCGUUUGCAUUAGAGCUACCAGUUUGAAUUAAGAUAUCAUCUCGGAACUGAGGUUCAGCUUUCAAAAGGCAGUGCCUUGGGAUUUUCCCGAUGGGAUGUGACGAGAUGUUAUUGAACCGCCGCAGGAUUAUCAGUACUCGAAGUGACAGCUGGGUGACAAAAUUUGAAAUGUCAGAUCAAUGCGAGGCAAUAAAAUGCAGUGAUUGAUGUGCCAAUUUGUAAUUUGUUAAUUAACAUAUUCCCGCCCCGGCUUAAUUACCGCUGGCCACACAAGCGCUCAAGUUCAGUGGUACAAAGCGAGUGCAAUUAAUAUUUUUAUUACGUACAAUUUGGAUUAAUUGCCGUGCACAUUCACAUGAAUCAUCCCAUCAAAUGUGUGUCAACGCGAGCGCUUCAUAGUCGAGAGCAUCCCGGCCAGAUUUGCAUUUCUUUUGUAUUUAGUCCCUGACGCCACAAACUCGAUCUCCGGCUUCCCCCAAGUGUUCCUGACCUGUGCUCCUCGCCUCAACGUGUGUCACUCACUCCGCGAACCGAACAGAAUCUCAAUCUGAGCAUCUCAGCAUCAGCCUCAGCAUCAGAUUCAGCAUGAGGCUCAGAUUCAUCUCGGCUCAGUUGGAAAUCAAAGUUUGGAAACCGGAUUUGCAUGCCAAUACUCGUAAAGCAAGCGAAGUCUGGCAAACAAAAC
Molecule: messenger RNA, 1324 nt
Organism: Drosophila melanogaster (fruit fly)
Lineage: Eukaryota; Metazoa; Arthropoda; Insecta; Diptera; Drosophilidae
Exons: 3
Coding region: 155-652 (165 amino acids)
Source: RefSeq, marked reviewed